AUGAUUCCAAAAGAGGCUUCUGUGAAGUUCCAUGUGCUGUUGACCUCCUAUGAGCUGAUCACAAUCGAUCAAGCCAUCCUGGGCUCCAUCGACUGGGCUUGUCUUGUAGUAGAUGAAGCCCAUAGACUGAAAAAUAACCAGUCAAAGUGGUUUGGUUCCGAUCAGGCGAAAAACCUAGGACUAGUUCGCAAAAAAGAAUCUGAAGAGAAGACAGAAAAAAUGGACACUUGCCCAGGAAGAGAUGAGAAGAAAGAGCUGAAAGACGAGAAGCAUGGAGUAAAGUCAGAGGACUCUGCUAAGCUACAAAAUGGAGAGAGUGCCAAAGAGACAAGUGGAGGAGUGGAUGGAGUGAGUGAGGAGAAGAAGAAAGCAGUGAAGCAGAGGUUCAUGUUUAACAUCGCUGACGGAGGUUUCACAGAGCUUCACUCUCUCUGGCAGAAUGAAGAGAGAGCCGCCACGGUCACAAAAAAGACUUACGAGAUCUGGCAUCGUCGCCAUGACUACUGGCUGCUGGCUGGUAUCAUACACCACGGUUACGCACGUUGGCAGGACGUACAGAAUGACCCGAGGUUCGCCAUCCUAAAUGAGCCUUUUAAGGGAGAGAUGAGCAGAGGAAACUUCCUCGAGAUUAAGAACAAGUUUCUUGCUCGCAGGUUUAAGCUGUUGGAACAAGCUCUGGUGAUCGAGGAGCAGCUCAGACGUGCUGCAUAUCUAAACAUGACAGAGGACCCCUCUCACCCCUCCAUGGCACUCAACACACGUUUCAGUGAGGUGGAGUGUUUGGCAGAGUCACACCAGCACCUCAGUAAAGAGUCCAUGUCAGGAAACAAGCCUGCUAAUGCAGUUCUACACAAAGUUCUCAAACAACUGGAGGAGCUACUCAGCGACAUGAAGGCAGAUGUCACCCGGCUCCCGGCAACCAUCGCUCGGAUUCCGCCCGUCGCUGUGCGGCUGCAGAUGUCAGAAAGAAGCAUCCUUAGCCGGUUGGCCAGCCGUGGAUCGGAGGUCACACAGACGCAGGCGCCACGCUGAUGACCCCUGGAAGAAGUUUUCACUCGCACCUCCCAUAAGUCACGAUGAGGAAUCAUCUUACACACAUACAAACAUGCACCUGGGUCAGGUGAUCAGAUAUAUAAAUAAGUUCCAGCUGCCUGCACUAGUUUGGACAGAAGAAGAGUGGAGCGGUUUCUAGCUUAACACACUGUGGUUCCCUAAUAUUUCUUGUAAAGCUCAAUUUAGAGGCAUUCCAACCUCCUCCAUUUAAAAAUCCUGUGAACACACACCUACUGACCAGAGAGAUGCAUACGUAUGUUAGAAUACACAGCACCCAAAUCGUUCUCCAGUGUAAAUCCAGUUCAGGUUUUCCAGGUCACCUCCUCUGCACUGUUAUAGGCAAUGCAGGGCAAGGUUGAAGAGCUGGUGUGGAUUUUUGCCUUGCGUGGAAUGGAUCUUUGCAGUGGGGACUCUUUCCUCCUCAGGUGUGUUUUAUGGCGUAAUUCACACUAGUUGAAUCACUGUUUUUGUGCGUUUCCACAAUUAUGCUUCAAUUUUAAAUGCCUGUUUGAACCCUGAAACAUCAUGUGGUUUCCAACUUGAGAAAGGUUUAUGCUGAUGUGUAAACAGUCCCUGUCCCAAAUGCCCACGUACUUCUCUGAGUCCACGUUUGGUGACAUAAUGCCAGAUAGACUGUCAGGUAAUAAUCCACUGAUGCAAGCUCUGCAGAAUUACCCUUCUAAAACACACUUAAGCACUCUUCUGAAAUCUAAAAUGUCAAAUGAGACGCACUAUGGUCUUCACAAAUGCAAUUGGGACAGGGUCACAACUCUUAUAAGGACAUUUAGAUGAAAUAUCUAUAUAUAAUAAUCAAGAUUUUUUUUUUCAUUAUGAGAACUGCUGCUUUAAGAAUCCACAUUUAUUCCACUUUCUCUCUCCUGAUUGGCUUGUGUGUAAUGUAA
Sinocyclocheilus grahami is the source of this 1955-nucleotide messenger RNA. RefSeq names its product chromodomain-helicase-DNA-binding protein 4-like. Gene Ontology annotation, cellular component: chromatin; NuRD complex; nucleus. The record is from RefSeq and is a predicted model, not a curated record. The transcript has 9 exons. Bases 1 to 1032 code for a protein of 343 amino acids. Gene Ontology annotation, molecular function: ATP-dependent chromatin remodeler activity; chromatin binding; DNA binding. Gene Ontology annotation, biological process: chromatin remodeling. Lineage: Eukaryota; Metazoa; Chordata; Actinopteri; Cypriniformes; Cyprinidae.